This is a messenger RNA of Schistosoma margrebowiei, 1145 nucleotides long. The record is from the annotation of a GenBank genome assembly. Lineage: Eukaryota; Metazoa; Platyhelminthes; Trematoda; Strigeidida; Schistosomatidae.
GAAACGUUCUACCAACGUCUAAAACAAGAAAAUGAUAUCUACAUUUUCAUUUGGUCAGUUGGUAACGAUCUAUUCAAUCAUUAUCCUUACAUGGGGAUAUUUUGAUUGUCAUGAAUUUUGUGAAAACUUUGAUUUACUUAGUCAAGGAAAAGUAGUUUUCCAAAAUGAUAUAUAUGAAUAUUCUCAUUUUUAUCACUAUUCCCAGUUCAUUCGCUCUAAUCAAUCCUCUCCAAGGAUUAGUGGAACUUUUGAGAAAUUGCUUAUUGAGAAGGAAAUAAAUCUGAAAUUUCCCUUUAGAUUUUACGAUGCUGAUCUCAGUCCAUUCAUUAUAGAUCUUUCUGGUAGAAUUUCUUUGAAAGGACAAGAGUAUUUAAAAGAAAUUUUCAAUUAUAUCUCCGGUUAUGAUCAGUGUGAAGUUGAGAUUUUGAAUGAGGAUGAUACAAUCAAGGCAAUGUACCUGAUACGCUCGAAUGGGAAGAUAUAUUUCUAUUAUGAGAACAUUCCUAGUGGAAUUAAGGAACGCGAUGUUAUAUCGGGCAUUGCUUAUAAUAUCUGGUGUGGGAUCGGAGGCUUGAAAGGGCCUAGUGCAGAAGUUUCUUUUGAAUGGAUCAAAAGUGGAACACUAGUGGAAUAUGACGUUCUCGGGGAUUGUCCAAAUCACAAUUCAAGUGAAGCAUGUCAUGGUGCAACAUCAAGUACAACGUGUAUUUGGUGUGAAAUAGCCGAUAUAUGCAUCACUGGCAAUGGUAAGGAUGUUCAUGUCUUCGAAGUAAAUGGUUGCCAGAUUAAAAACAUGACUACAGAUACAACUGUAGACAUUGGGGAAAGAAAAUCUUCGCAAUACGUGUAUAUCGUUGUACCAUUAGUUAUAUCUUUUCUUAUUGUUUGCAUUGGUUGUGGCAUUUGGCUAUGGUUCCACAGAAGGAAGAGAGUUUAUCCAUAGUCCCCACAUACAGUUUCUCAAUUGUUUUCAUUAAGUUGACAUUGUUCUUUUCAUUUUGUAGUUUAGUAAACACACUUUCUAUUUUUUGUUUAUCAUUUCAAUACAUUAAUGAUUGUUUCAUGGAUUUGCAUAUCACAUUGAUGAUUCUUUACGUAAUGACUGAUGUCACUUUGUUGGUAGAAUAGAAAAAUAUAAUUUUUUG